AUGUUAAAGUAUUCUGUAUUACAUGCAAAUAAGCAAUCGUUACAACGUUUGAUGUUAUCACGUUCCAUUUCAACUACAAUGGUACAAAAUAUCUUACAUAAAUUCCCUAUGGUAACAGAAAAUGGUGAGCACUAUUGGGCUCAUCAAGAAAAUUCAGUUCAUCAACAAAAUAGAUCAAAUUUUAAAGGUGAAACUUUUAAUUUACAAAAAAAUUUACCACCUUUACCUGUACCUGAAUUAAAUGAAACUUUAAAUAAAUAUUUACAAUCUGUGAAACCCUAUAUUAAUGGUAAUGAAGAAGCUUUACAAAGACAAGAAGCUUUAUGCAAAGAUUUAUUGCAUAAUCAAGGUCCCGUACUUCAACAAAGAUUAAUUGAAUAUGCUAAAGGGAAGCGUAAUUGGAUGUCUACUUUUUGGGAUAAUCAAGCUUAUUUAGAAUAUGAUGAUCCCGUUAUUCCUUAUGUGUCUUAUUUUUUCAGUCAUAAACCAUUACCUUCAACUCAUUCCAUUAUUCAAAAUGAUCCAUUAAUGAAAGCUACUGCUAUUAUUGUGACCGCAACUAAAUUUAUUGAAGCAAUUAAAGAUGAAUCUUUACCUGCUGAAUUAGUUAAAAAAAAUCCAUUUUGUAUGAAUAGUUUCCAAUUAAUGUUUAAUACUUCAAGAUUACCAGGUUCACCAAAGGACAAUCGUGAUACGAAUAUUUUUUACUCAAUCUAUGAAAAUAAUUUUAUUAUUGUCGCUUAUCAAGGGAAUUUCUACAAAAUUUUCACUCAUGAUAAAGAAUCUACUGAACCUUUAUCAUCUAAUCAAAUUUGGCAACAAUUAUAUUCUGUAGUAAAUGGUACUCGGGGACAAAAUGUUCGUGGUUCUCAGAAACAAAGUAAUGGAAUUGGAUCGUUAACAUCAUUACCAAGAGAUCAAUGGCGUACAGCUUACGCUGAAUUGAUUAAGGAUCCAAUCUCAAAGGAAUCCUUAGAGACUAUUCAUAAAUCAUCAUUCAUGAUAUGUUUAGAUUUAGAUAAAAAUCCUGUUACUUUAGAAGAAAAGUCAAGAAAUUGUUGGCAUGGGGAUGGAAUUAAUAGAUUUUAUGAUAAAUCCAUUCAAUUUUUUGUCACUGGGAAUGGUACUUCUGGUUUCCUUGGGGAACAUUCAAAGAUGGAUGGUACUCCAACUUUAUUUUUAAAUAAUUAUAUGUGUCAAGAAAUGACUAAAUUAAACCCUUCAGAAUUUGUUCAAGAGGUUAUCACACCAACAUCAUCCGAAGUUCUAUCUCCAACACCAUUGCCAUUCACUGUGAAUCCUUCCAUUCAAUCUCAUAUUACAAAUGCUAAGAAACAAUUCAAGGAUACCAUGGAUCAACAUAAUUUGAAAGUUUGGCAUUAUAAUAGAUACGGUAAGAAUUUUAUCAAAUCUCAUAAGAUGUCCCCAGAUGCUUAUCUACAACAAAUUGUUCAAUUAGCUGUCUAUAAAUAUUUAGGUAAACAAUUACCAACUUAUGAAGCUGCCUCGACAAGAAAAUUCUUUAAAGGUAGAACUGAAACUGGUCGUUCUGUUAGUGAAGCAUCUCAAAAAUUUGUACAAUCCUGGGAUAAACCAAACGUAUCGAAUGCUGAAAGAGUCAGAUUACUAAGAGAAUCCGCUGCUGCACAUGCUUCUUAUUUGAAAAUGGCUUCUGAAGGUCAAGGGGUCGAUCGUCACUUCUUUGGGUUAAAGAACAUGGUUAAUGCAGAACAACCAAACGAAACAGUCCCAGCAUUGUUCAAAGAUCCAUUGUUUAACUAUUCAUCUACAUGGUUAAUUUCUACCUCUCAACUAACCUCAGAAUAUUUUGAUGGAUAUGGUUGGUCCCAAGUUAAUGAUAUUGGAUUUGGUUUAGCUUAUAUGCUAAAUAAGGACUGGCUUCAUAUCAACAUUGUUAACAAGCCGGCUUUCAGUGGUUUAACUGUUGAAAGAAUGCAUUAUUAUUUGAAUAUAGCUGCUGAUGAAAUGGCUGAUGCUUUAAUUAAAGAAUCAACUACUGCCAAAUUAUGA
Molecule: messenger RNA, 2031 nt
Organism: Maudiozyma saulgeensis
Lineage: Eukaryota; Fungi; Ascomycota; Saccharomycetes; Saccharomycetales; Saccharomycetaceae
Source: the annotation of a GenBank genome assembly